AUGUACAAACCGCAAAGCCGUGGAAUCGAGAAGGGAAGUAGCGAAGGAAUGGGCAUCGAGAGCAAAAUAGAAUUGGAUGUAGAGAGGAUAUUCACGGAUAACUGUGGUUCUCCAUCAAAAUCGAUAUUCAGAGCCGCGCACAGUGUCGACGGCUGCCCGCAGGACAGCGUGCCGAACGGGAACGGCGGCGGUUGCAAAUGUGCGGAUUGUCCACCCCACAGGUGCCGAUCGGGUCAGCAGGCAGCGCUGGUAAGGGGGUCAUUUUCCGGGACCCCCGGUAACUGCUGCCCGCGCUACAACUGCGUUCCCUCAGAUCACCAUCGUCGGACCGAGUCGUUCUGUCCUGAGGAUAGCGUCCUAACGGACGAUGGCAUCUGCAAGUGCGUCCCGACGUGUCCGCCACCCAAGUGCCGAUCUGGUCAACGGCCGGUCGAAGUGCGGCCGGCCAAGCCCGAGACACCCGGUAGCUGUUGUCCCCUUCAUGAUUGCAGACCCUCAGAUCCGAUUUCCUGGGCAAAAGCUGAAGAGAAACCACAGAACUGUAUUCACGAAGGUGUCUCGAGGAAACUCGGUGAAGAGUGGAAACAGAACGACUGUAUCACUUGCAUCUGCAACGAGGACGGAAUCGCGUCUUGCCAAACGACUAUGUGCAAGUCCUGCGAGAACGCGAUACCACCUGAUCCGGGCGAAUGUUGCCCUCACUGCCCGUCGCCGACGAACAGCACCUUUGAUCCUGACGAGUCUUGCAAGUCCCUGGAUGACUGCAAGAUGAAAUGUUAUCAUGGUUUCCGUACGGAUAAGGAUAACUGUCCGAUUUGCGAGUGCGCUGAUGAUUUGGAGGUCGACCUUGUACCGGACGUGCUACCGGAAGAUUACAAAGUUUGCCCGGAACUGCCGCACUGCGGGCUGAACUGCGAUCUCGUCAAAGAUGAGGACGGCUGUCCUGUGUGUGCCUGUCAGACGUCAUCGCGUUAUCCUUCGCUAAAUGUCACCACCCCGGACACCGCGAGCGAUAAAAAUAUCUGUCCUGAGGUCAAGUGCGACCUUCACUGUGAACUUGUUAUGGAUGAGAACGACUGCACCUUCUGCGAGUGCAAGCCACCCACCGCCGGCUGUCCGCCGCUCCUCGGAUGCAGGAAGAGGUGCAGCUUCGGUUACAAGACGAAUAAACGCGGUUGCCCCAUAUGCCGCUGUCGAGCUUCGUGCAUGGACCAUUUGAACGAGACGCAUCCGGAGGGAUCGACUUGGCACCCGAACAGCUGCAACACAUGCACUUGUGAGCCUGGUGGACGACUUAAUUGCAAAGAAACCAUCUGUUCAGUGGCCUGCACUAAUCCAUUGCCACCAAAACCUGGCACUUGUUGCCCCAUGUGCCCGAUUACACCGAUUAAGGAAAACGACAUGAUUAAUCAAAUUACUAGCCGUGGCUGGGGCACAGUGCCGAUUACGUUAAUCGUUGUACUUGCGCUGCUGUGUCUGCUACUGAUAAUCCACAUUGUGCGCAGCCGAUUCCGUGGCCGUUUAUCACCCUCGGAAGCAUCGUAUGCGUCGUACCCCCCGCAAUAUUACAAGUGUGUGCCCGUGUACGACACCCCGGUGCAUCGAAACGAAAAGAUUGUACCUUUGUAAAAGACUGUUAUUGAUUCCCAAAGAGAGCGUGUGUUUGUCGUUGAGCAAUAUGCAAAAGUAAAUUUUCGAUUCCCUACCUGUUUUAUACACGAUCGCCGACAAAAUUCCAUGAACCUUACGUGACGAUUGCGAUUACGCGACGUCGGUUACUAACUCUUAAACGAAUCUUUUAUUUGUAAAUUCAGCUUAUUAGUUAUUUAGA
Molecule: messenger RNA, 1831 nt
Organism: Cyphomyrmex costatus
Lineage: Eukaryota; Metazoa; Arthropoda; Insecta; Hymenoptera; Formicidae
Gene: cmpy
Product: crimpy
Exons: 7
Coding region: 1-1629 (542 amino acids)
Cellular component (GO): plasma membrane
Molecular function (GO): serine-type endopeptidase inhibitor activity; protein binding
Source: RefSeq, a predicted model, not a curated record